Pelodiscus sinensis (Chinese soft-shelled turtle) is the source of this 4863-nucleotide messenger RNA. It is a transcript of the gene DNAJC27, whose product is annotated as DnaJ heat shock protein family (Hsp40) member C27. NCBI's taxonomy places the organism in Eukaryota, Metazoa, Chordata, Testudines, Trionychidae. The record is from RefSeq and is a predicted model, not a curated record. Gene Ontology annotation, molecular function: GTP binding; GTPase activity. Gene Ontology annotation, cellular component: lysosome; phagocytic vesicle; late endosome. Gene Ontology annotation, biological process: phagosome-lysosome fusion.
AGGGGGGGGGGCCCCCGGCCUCCGUAGCGUGGGGAAGCGGUGGGCUCGAGGCGGUUGUUGUUUCCCCUCCUCUCGGGUGCAGCGCGGCACCUUCCUAAGUCACUCCCGCCCCGUCUGCGUCCAUGGGCAGAUUCGUCUCUCCCGGAGAUGGAGGCGAAUCUGCCGAAGCGGAAAGAAACGCGCAAGUCGCUGAGGAUCAAAGUCAUCUCCAUGGGCAACGCCGAGGUGGGCAAGAGCUGUAUCAUAAAGCGGUACUGUGAAAAGAGGUUUGUUCCCAAAUACCUGGCGACGAUAGGAAUCGACUAUGGCGUCACCAAAGUCCAAAUUAGAGAUCGAGAGAUAAAAGUGAACAUCUUUGACAUGGCUGGGCACUCCUUCUUUUAUGAGGUGCGCAAUGAGUUUUACAAGGACACUCAGGGUGUUGUUCUAGUGUACGAUGUUGGACAGAAGGAGUCGUUUGAUGCACUGGACACUUGGCUGGCUGAGAUGAAGCAGGAGCUUGGACCGCACGGAAACAUGGAAAACAUUGUCUUUGUUGUCUGCGCCAACAAGAUUGACUGCACCAAGCACCGGUGUGUGGAUGAGAGCGAAGGGCGACUGUGGGCGGAAAGUCGGGGCUUUCUUUACUUUGAGACUUCAGCGCAGACAGGAGAAGGAAUCAAUGAGAUGUUCCAGACCUUCUAUUCCGCAAUUGUUGAGCUGUGCGAUAAUGGUGGGAAACGCCCCACGUCUAGCAUGAGUGCUGGGUUUACCAAAGAGCAGGCAGAUACCAUUCGGAGGAUCCGCAGCAGCAAGGACAGCUGGGACAUGUUGGGAGUCAAACCUGGAGCCACGAGGGACGAGGUGAACAAAGCCUAUCGGAAGCUGGCUGUGCUGCUCCAUCCAGACAAGUGCGUGGCUCCUGGCAGCGAGGAUGCCUUCAAAGCUGUCGUGAAUGCGCGGACAGCACUGCUCAAAAACAUCAAAUAGAAGACAGAAUGGAAAAGCCCUCCCGGGCGUCCGCCCACAGUUCCUGGAGAGCCAAUUGACCCAGGGCAACCUUCUCUCCCCCAGCACUCGUUACUGUCCUAGUAACGGGGCCUCCUCCUGCUUCCACUAACUGACGUGGGAACAGGAGUUGGCCCUCGGUAGCUGCAUUUCAUCACAGCCCCGGUUGCAUUCUGUGUUGAGAGCUAAGCAGGGGAGUGGUGUCCAGUGCACCCGGCCUGGAGCAGGCUCCUGACUGAGUCAGAGGCCCAGAUUCGUGGUUGGCGCAAGCAGGCGCAGCACCCCUGAAGACAGCGGCGUUGCCCCCGCUCUCACCAACCAUGGACGUGGCCCCAGCCUUGUUUUGUGUGAGCUCUAAAAUGAGGCCUCCCCUGCUAGGCAUUGCUGGCCCUAGAGGCUUCUCCUUAGAUGGGUGCGAGGGGCUGGUUUCUGUCGCAUCAUUGCGGUUGGUUCUCCCCGUGCUGAAAACAGUGAAAGCCAGCUGGCCUAAGCCAGCGCAAACGUUUCCCACGUGCGGUGGCCUGAAUGAUGCUCUCCGAGCACUGGCUCUGGGUCGGCUCUAGAGUCAGAGGCAGGGAUGACGCCAGAGGCCUGGAUUAGACAUCUACACUGCAAAUACCUCUCGGGUUCAUGGAAACUCAGUGUCUGGUCCCUGAGCCUUUGGAACAACUAGAAGAUGUCAGCGGCCGCUCUGUUAGACACAUGGGAUCGGGGCUGACUGCUUGGCCACCGCAGGGUAAAAUCCUGGCCGUUUCCCAGCCUCUUCAGAAAGGGCCCAGUAUGAAACUUGGGUGGGGAGUGGUGGGAGAGAACCGUUCUCUGGUCAGACUGGGAGGCACUGUCACUGGGGUGGGGAGGGCAGAGAAAUGCAGCUUGAAUGUAGCUUGAGGGCAGAGGCCUUUGCUCUCUAUGCCGGGCCGAAAGCCCAACGUAUUCCCGGACGUGGGAGUUUAAAACCAAAUGCCACGCGUCUGUGGGCUGGACUGCGUGUAGGGGCUGGGCGCCGUGCACCCGGGAGUCUGAAGAUUUGACUUAAACAUUCCCCCUGGGUGCAGCCAGAUUCCUGUUUCAGCAGCGUGGGCCUGAAAUGCUGAGCACCCUGAGCUCUGGUUGACUUCACAGAGGGCAGUGUGCUCAGCUUCUCUCAGGAUCGGGCCCCUCCUGUUUGGCUCUAUUAAGACACAGCCCCUGACACUAAGUUAUUUCCUAGGGACAAUCCAAUGCUGUUUCCUUGUGCCCUAAACAGUAACAGCUACCCUGAGCCUUUCCCGGGGCUGCUCAGUUAUUUCUCUGCCCCUGAGCCAGGCUGCAGCAACUUCACUUCUGCAAAUACUAAGCCCAGCAGGAGCGAUGAACCUGAGGAAAGACCGAGGAGCAGAUGGUUCCUAAACCGGCAUGUGGAGGAAAGGGUGCAAAGAACUCUCUGUCGUCCUCUUCAUCCCUCUGCUCCAGCUUUGCUGCUCAAGUACCAGGAACAAUUUCUGUUCUUCUCCCGUCGGGGGGUGCAAGUUGCUGUGGGCUCUGGCUCCGACGCAGCGGGGGAAGGGCUGCAGGUCCUGCCUGGGCUACAGGUAGGCUGCUCUAUUUGGAAGGAUGCCCCGCGCCCGCACAGGGUGCUGCUGCUGCCCCUGUACAGUCACUCCCACCUCUCCCCAAAUGCAGGCUCAUGGCCCCAGGCCAGCCCAAAAUAAGCCCUGUAGGAUUUGCCCCAUUUGCUAAGGUCGUAACACCUGUAAGCCUUACAGCAGAGCUUCCAAAGGGGAGGCAGGAUGCUCUUCCCAUAGCCAAACCUGACUCAUAAGGCUGGCAUGACCGCCCCUAUGAAUAUGACAAUGCUCUUCUACCCAGUGCCACCACCCCUGCCAUAUCCUCUCAGUUACAGCCUGGCAUCUCCUGCCGGGGGCUUCCUCUGACUCACCUUAGCGGAGACGGAUGCCCAGGCUCUGCAGCUACUAAGGCUCUCGUCUGUCUCUGGUCCUCCACAAGCUGUUGGCACAAUGCCGAUAACGUACGAACGGGUACGGGCUGUCCUCAUGGAAAUGUUUAAGUGAACAGCAUCCCCCCCCACCCCCAGCCAUUACACACGGGGUGAGGAAACUGACACAAUGAGAAAUUCUGUCAGGAAAAUACAGCCCCAGGUUUUGUUGUGCACCUCUGAGAACCAAGCCCCUUCUUUGGAUACCUAAGUCUUGCACACCCAAGUCUUGCACACUUUGUUCAUUCCCUUUAAAAUUCCCUUGCUGCAAAUCUGCCUGCUAGUCAUGCUGCUUGCUAGGGGUGCCCCAGAAAACGGGGUUAGGCUGUUUCUGAGCCUGGAGGUGCAUGCUUGUGUCUGAAACGGUGCUGGAAAUAGCAGUCCGCUCCGUCAGGCCACUGUAUGGCAGAGCGAAGGGAAAGCUUUAGCACUUAUGAAAGGUCCAGGGUGAGACGUCCAAGCCAAAAACAAGAGCACGCUUUCCACUGCAUUUGGAGUCACCUGUGCACUUUAACCUUUGAUGCUGUAUCCUAUUUUAUGUGGAGGGUCGGCUUUGCUUGUGGGUGUAUUUUAUCACCUCAAAUAAGUCUCUUGCUCUGCUUAACCUGUUAGAUUAGAAGAGCAGUACUUCUGACCAUUGUGGCUGUCGUGCAAGAUAAAAUCGCCAUAAACCCAUCUGCAGCUUCUUUGUGUUUUCACACGUGGCAUUCUUGGCAUCUUGUUUAGACAGUGUUCGCCUGGCAUCAUGAUCUAGUUCCUGCAAGGCCGCUGUCAGCAGGUUAGGCUCAGAAUUUGGCCGUUGCACUCUUCCUGUGAAACUAUAGCCAUGAUUUUUGCUGGAAUCACACAGGAACAAAGCUGUGAGCUCCCACUAUGGGUCUGCAGCAGUUAAUCAUCUUUCUCCCUUGCAUUUCCUCAUGUGCCAGAUAGAAAAGGACAAUCAGUAGGGGACAGAGGCUUGAAGCUGUGAAAGUAUUAAACAGUGGGAAAUAAAAAGCAAAUUUAAGACAAAUUUCAGCCCUCCAACAGGCUUUCCUGUUUUUAAAACCCAUUAUUUCAUGCAGUCGGUGCAAUUUAAGACAUCUUUUUCCUCUCACUUUCAGGGCAACUUUUCAAUCUCUCCUUCCAGCCCUGCUAAAACAAUUUAAAGAUUGACUUUUUGGCUGGGUGGCAGUGAAUUUCAGAAAUUUCAUAAGACUAAAUUAUUUUGAUCUCCACCAGGUUUCUGAUCCCAGAUUGUAGGAGGAUGGGGCUGGGGGUGUGCUGAAAAGCAGCUGUUAUACCUCACACAUAAAUAAUCAUUUGAGUCAUUGCUCCAUAAAGUUAACUUUAAAUUAGCAACAUUUCUUUUCUCCCAACGCAAAUUCAAAUGUUACGGCCCAAUCCUGGGUUGGUGUUAAAUCAUCAUUGGAGUUUUUGGAACUGUGUCAGUUUAUACUAGUUGGUGAUCUGACUCAAAGAAUCUUUAUAAUACUCAAAAGCUCCUCUCCCAUACUAAGGAAACCCACUGGAUUCUGGCUUCAAACCUAGUUCUCUGUGUAUUUUCCAGCAAGGGAGGAUAAAUAAUUGAGCUGCUGGAUGGUGCAAUUUCAAGCCAUAAAGGCCAACUUCUAGGAAGACUCUUGUUAAUGGCUGAUUGUUGUUCUGAAAUAAUUCCAGUGUUUAUAACUAUUCAGGGAUGCACUUACCCCGUCUUGUGUGUGGUAGAUAAGAACUGUGAAUGCACUGUAUUUUGUUCUUACAAAAAUAUCCUUUGUUCUAGUGGUUGAAUUUAUGUCUGUGGUUUUUUGUUACAUGAACUGACGGGAAACGCUGAAAUGACUCUAUACAUGCAUGUCUUGUCUAGGGCCUGGAUGUACUUUUAAGCUGUGCACUUUUAUAUAGUAAAACUGAAUUUAAAA